Messenger RNA from Aspergillus luchuensis, 1209 nucleotides. RefSeq lists its product as uncharacterized. NCBI's taxonomy places the organism in Eukaryota, Fungi, Ascomycota, Eurotiomycetes, Eurotiales, Aspergillaceae. The transcript is spliced from 2 exons. Bases 1 to 1209 code for a protein of 402 amino acids. The record is from RefSeq and is a predicted model, not a curated record.
AUGGCACUGACAAUUCCCGUCGAGAUCUGCGACAUGAUCGUUGAUCACGUAGUAGCAACAAUUGAGACGGACUACUCUUUACGCGAUCUGUUCCCUUACACGCUUGAGCCAGGUGCUCGACCACAACUCAUGAGCUUACGCUUGGUUAGCCGGAAUUUCUGUGCUGCCGCGUCGCCCCAUCUGUUUAAACGCAAUGUAGCUCCGAUCAAUUCCUCGGUGCGCGGCAGGAGCUCUUUACAAAAAUUUGCUGAAAUCUCACGGAGCAAAUACGCUGCACAUGUCCGCCAUCUAGAGACCGGAUACAACAGCUGGGGCAUCUCUUUCCCUUCAAUAAUCGGCCAGGAAAUCCAGGAUUUUGCUGGGUUGUUAUCGCCUUGUCUUGCUCAACUGUCCGAUUUACGCGUUCUCAAAUUCAGGGCCUCAGGCGAGUCCUGGACACGCGACCACGAAAAGGCUGCUAUUGGAGCAAUUGUUACUGCCCUACGAUUUGUGGUUCUACCCCAUUUAGAAGGGCUUGAACUCUUCUUCCCCAUAGCUCAUGACUUCCGAUACUUUUUUCCCAGCCCAUCUUCUCCAUUGUACAUACCCAUGGAGGAUUUACUGCACGGCCUGAAAUACCUAGCUUUACAUGUCACUGCGUAUACCAAAGUGCUGGGACAGCGAUACUGGAAAACCCCUAUAUCCCCUGCAUACGCUGCCUUUCCAAAUGACUUGCACGCCGCGCAUCUCUUUAGAUUAGUGGAGCUGGCUCCCAAUCUAGAAGCUCUCCAUAUCAGCAGUACAGACGUUCUACCUUUGUACACUAUUCAUUUCAACCCAGCGCUCCGUCUCACCUCACUAUGUCUCGCACGAGUUCUGAUUACGUUCGACCACUUCCGCGCGCUUACUGGCCAAUGCAAAGAUCAUCUCAAGCAUAUCGAACUGUCUUUGGUACAACUGCAUUCUGGCACCUGGCACAUGGUCCUCACGCAGCUACGCCAACUACCGCACCUUAUAGACUUUUCUAUCGGAUCAUGCGGGUAUCCAUCCACCGGGCCAAAUGCACAUCUGACUGUGAUGCUUCCUCCACCAGAUGACCCGAAACCCCUUGAGACGAUGAGUUCCGCGGACUAUGAAGGACUGGAUGAGCUUAGGGAUUUUGUUAAUGCGAAUCGAGUCGCUUUGGGACUUGAACCGUGGGAGCGUAGAGAUCCUCGCUGGUCUAGGUAG